Messenger RNA from Ostrea edulis (European flat oyster), 926 nucleotides. Its product is annotated as protein SPEC3-like. The transcript is spliced from 4 exons. NCBI's taxonomy places the organism in Eukaryota, Metazoa, Mollusca, Bivalvia, Ostreida, Ostreidae. Gene Ontology annotation, cellular component: membrane. The record is from RefSeq and is a predicted model, not a curated record. Bases 201 to 629 code for a protein of 142 amino acids.
AAGGCGUGUUGAUUGUUGGCGUGAGAGCGCGAAGGCGCGUUGCUUGUUGGCGUGACGGCGUGUUGUGACUAACGCGCAGUCACGCUUUUGCAAAUGGCCCUAUCCGGACACCAUAAAAUACUGACACUUGAUCAAUAUUGCACAAUUUAGUUAUCUGUCGGUAAAAUCACGUGACAUCUUUAUCUUGCAUUCUUGCAAACAUGGACAACACUGCUUACAAACAACAGCCUUAUGGUCAGCCAGCCCCGUCUUAUGGACAGCCAGCCCCGCCUUAUGGACCUCAGUAUCCACAACCAGUGAACAGCAGUAGCAACAACGUCACGGUAGUGACGGCUGGAUACCAAACGCCAACGGUCAUCCUCCCCGUCAACACCGACAGAGACUGGACCGUUCCCGCCAUUAUUGCAACACUCUUCUGUUUCUUUCCGACCGGAAUCUGUGCCAUUAUCGCUGCUGUUAAUGCCAGAAGCCAGUUCUUGGCCGGUGACAUGGAGGGUGGUCGAACCAGCAACGCCUGGGCCAGGGGUUUGACAAUGACUUCCAUUGGAAUUGGGACUGUGCUUGUCAUUAUCAUCAUUGCUCUGUACAUCUGGGUAUGGUCGGUGGUCACCAUCAAUCCAUAUACCUAGUGAAGAAAUCAACUUGAUUGGAAAGUGGCAGUGAAAGAGAUACAAGAUAGACACGAGAGUUGAAAUUUUGUAUGUUAUAUUGACAUUAUUCACGUAGAAAUAUUUGUACUCAAUAUGAAAAGGAAAAAACAUAUUUUUUGUGAUUGCAAUACUAGUAUUUUUCUUUUUUUAAAAUAAAGGUUAUUUGAAUGACGCUUAGCAAAUACAGUGUAUAUGAUAUUUGAAAAGAAACAAAUCAACUGAUGCCUGUUCAUUUGUUAGAAUUAAAACGUGCAAAUAAAGAGAUGUUUCAUUCCA